AGAAGGACGCUUCUCCUGAGAACAUGAGCAUGACCAGUGCCUCCUCGACCCUGCUCCAGAAAAUGUCUGACGAAGAUGCUCCAAAGAUCCUGGCUUCAGAUUUCCUUUCAGAUCUCCAAAUUAAUGAUCUGCUAAAUGAAAACAUACAUGGGGUUCAAAAAAAACUGGAAGCAUACUUGAACUUCCAUAAACUUCCUACUUCUCUAAAGGAAGCCAUUCUGCUGGAUUAUUACACGUCGGGAUUCUGGUGGGCCAAAGGCAAGAACUUCACCAUUCCCCAAUUGUCCAAGUUUAUGGCAUUGCUAGACAAGUUGCUGCACAACCUGCAGACCCUACAUGCAUCCCUGGAAGACAGCAUAAAGUUUCUGGGCGAAAUAAUGGCUGAAAUUGGACCGAAUCCCAUAGAUAAGCCCUACGUGAAUGUCUUUAAUGUACAACAAGCCAAUGAGAUCAUCGAUUACCUGAAGAUGAGCUUAUUUCAACACUAUAAGCUGUAUGAAUUUCUCUUCUUCUCUCCCAGGGAUGAAAUUGUGAUAGGAACGGAGAAAGUGAUCGAGCUUGUCAAGUCAACAGAUUCGCCUUUUCCAGGUCCCCUUGAAGAAGGCCUAGAAUUCGGCAUUUAUUCAGCAUUUAUAGUGCCACCCCCAGCAUCAACUCAUGACUUAGAGGAUAUAGAGCAAGUCCUUUCAGAGGAGUCUCCGGUAGAAAGUGAAGCCACAGAGGUGGAUCCGUUGGCCAGUUUCACCAUUGAAGAAGUCAAGACGGUGCUGGGUCAGAUCACGGAUGAAGUCAUAAGCAGCAUUCAGGCUGAGAUAAACGAGAAGCUGCAAAUGCAGGAAGAGACCUUCAAUGUACGGAUCGAGAAACUGAAACAGGCCUGAGGAUGCCCAGGGACAGGAGCCAGGCUGAACGUCAGAGAGAGCAUCAAAAGCCCUGAACAAAAGACCAUGUCUAUAGCACCCCAUCCUCUCCAUUUAGUGGAGAAUUGUAGCCCCUAUCCCUUUUAUUUUGCUGUUUUGAUUUGAUUUUAUUAGGCACUUUCUUGGCCCAUCUCAGCGGCUGAAUCAAUUGCAC
Molecule: messenger RNA, 1074 nt
Organism: Trichosurus vulpecula (common brushtail)
Lineage: Eukaryota; Metazoa; Chordata; Mammalia; Diprotodontia; Phalangeridae
Gene: CABCOCO1
Product: ciliary associated calcium binding coiled-coil 1
Exons: 8
Coding region: 24-881 (285 amino acids)
Source: RefSeq, a predicted model, not a curated record